AUGGCUCAGGUCGAUGUUACGUUCCUGCCUGUGCUUGCCCAAAGUAGUUCCCAACGAGAACGAGAGCUGUAUCAGGCUGCCGCUCAGUCUCAUGCGGCCAGGCUAUGGCACAAGUGGCGCAAGCAAAGGCGACUCGAUGCACGGCCGGUAGUUGCGAGCGAAGCAUCACGGAGCCACGCCUUAGUUACGCCAGGACUCAUCUCGAUCCUGCAAAAAGGGAACUCGGACCCUUUCAACGCUCUCGCGAUUCAUGUCACCCCACGCGCCAACCAGAUCUUGACUUUCUUCAAGCAUGGCUAUCUUCCAAUGGUUUAUCAAGCUGUCAUGGGCUCGGAGGACGCCAUCCGACGCAUCGAAGCUUUGCAGAAUCAGGGAUACCGAGACGGAGGGUUAGCGGACGAAGCGCUCCUUCUGAAGCAUCAAAGGAUCAAGGCUCUCCGCCAGGAGUUGGUCAAAAAUCGUGAUUCUCAGUCUCAGUCACUCAUCCUCGACAGUGUGUCGAUGUUGUUUCGCGGGGCUCUGAUCGCUGGAGACCUGGACGAAGCGGGCCUUCACGCCGGCACUUUGAGAAAGCUGCUGGAACGCAAGUAUGAUCGGGAGGGCGUCCAAGAUCUUGGUUUUCUCCUGCGUGUUCUCUACCAGAACAAACAACUUUCUGUUUUCCGGUUCUCGCUUUCGGUCUUAGAUGCCGAGUAA
This is a messenger RNA of Cladophialophora bantiana CBS 173.52, 696 nucleotides long. RefSeq lists its product as uncharacterized. The transcript is spliced from 2 exons. Lineage: Eukaryota; Fungi; Ascomycota; Eurotiomycetes; Chaetothyriales; Herpotrichiellaceae. The coding region runs from base 1 to 696 and encodes 231 amino acids. The record is from RefSeq and is a predicted model, not a curated record.